Linnemannia hyalina is the source of this 5298-nucleotide messenger RNA. The record is from the annotation of a GenBank genome assembly. Lineage: Eukaryota; Fungi; Mortierellomycota; Mortierellomycetes; Mortierellales; Mortierellaceae.
AUGUCCAAGGAAUCGCAUCCAACCUCACCUCGCAAACGGGACAAGAUCUUCAACUUUUUUAGGUCGUCCAGGUCAGGGUCCAAGGUCAAGCAGUCCCAAAGCACCAAGGCGACUCUUCCUCACCUCUCAACUGUCAGCGCCGAGUACAGUGCCGACAUCGACCAUAAGAUCUCCAGCACUGCCAACACCGAGGAUGCAGUCUCCAGCAGUUCUGGCAUCGAACAUGCAGUCUCCACCACCGCGGUUAAGAGUCCUGUCUCCUAUGUCCAGCCAUCAACUCUGCCAGUCGAACCUCACGUGGCCGUCUUUUCGCAGAAUGUGAGCCCACCUAUGGUUCUCAUCACCCUGCCCGAGUUUGGUUCUCGCAUCAAUACUACUCCCCAACUUUCCUUGUGCAUUGGCUUGCUACCAAAGGGCAAUGAUCCCAUCCAACAGGAAGAGAAUUCCUCUCAGGUCUUGUCUUCUGACACUGCUGCCGAACUUGCCUGGAUCAAGUCCAUGAAGCAGGACCCCGUUGAGCAGGAACGUCUCCGCUGGCUAGGAGCUAGCAUGGUGGAUGAGUUCGCAAAGGACGCUUCCAAGGACUCGACCGAGAUUGCGGAGAUGGUGCUUAUUGGACCAGUGCUCGACAACGAGCAUUUUCGCAGGUUGCUGUCGUGCGCCAUCACGGCAUUCGACCAGGCUGUGCUUUUGGAUGUCGAUUUGCUUCAAGGUCUGGUGCAACUGGUUCAGUCUGCUCCCUCCGAGGCUCUGCUCCCUGACGACCUGGUAAAGAUUCUCCGAGUCCUCAGAGUUCGUCUGCAGGACACCCACCAGCAAUCGUCAGUGCAUCCUUUCCAUCUCACGUUGGCUGUCUCGAGGUUGCUCGAUAUAAUGGCGGAGCACAAGGUCAAGGACUUGAAUCGAGUCGAGGAGCACGAACCUCUGUCUGGGGUGUUGUCGGGUUUGAGGGCCAGCUCAGAUCCCUACUUGAUGUACCAGGCAUGCUAUGCGUUCCAAGCGCUCCAGUAUGUUCCCAAUAACGAGUCGCCGCUGCAAGCUGUUCUCCGACAUUCUACUGGGGUUGUGGAUGGGCUCGUCAAGGUCUCGGCCGUGUUUAAGCUGGAUCUGGGAGCAGUUCUCGAGGGACUCGGCAAGCUGCAGGACGCCCUUGGUGGCGUCGUUGAGGUUGCUAGUAGUGUCUACAAUGGUGCUUGUUCGCUGAUGGAUAGUGGCCGAGGCGUUCUUGAGAGUCUGAAAGAGGGACUCGGGUCUGGUCAGAAGCGUCCUUGGUACACUGCCAUCCGCGCCGCCUACGCCUUUGCUCAAGCUGGUCAACUCAAGGAUCUCAACGUGCUCAUCUAUGAGGCACCCUGUCGCCGUGACCCUUUGUUCCAAUGGGGUGUCUGCCAGCUGCUGGGCGAGAUCGCAUCCGACACUAUCUGGGAUACCAACGUCCGCCUGCACGCCGUCGAUCUUCUUGGAGAGCUGUACAGGAACGACUCAAAGUGGGGCCAGGAUGUGAGCGUCAGUACCUGGAUGCUGAACAUCAUCCGCCAACUCGGAGCUACUGCUGACCAGGCCGUCAGUACCAGUGCUCUCGCUCUGUUGAAUCACCUCACCCAGGACCAAGACACCUCCACACGUCUUCCUUACCCGCUCAGGAGCCGUCUUCCUCUGCCUACAUCGUCUCCGACACUCGCUCGCAUUCAAAAGAUCCCUCCUAUCGAAUAUGAUCUCCACAAGCACAAAGUCGUCAGAUUGGAACAGAGUCGUCUGUCACUUUACAUCCAGCCAUUUGCCAAAGCCAGCCUGAGGGCCAAGGACAACGAUACCUUUCCUCUCCUGGAGAAAGUACUAGAGUUCCUAGCAAGCGAGCGUCAAGUGAUGUUGAUACUAGGUGAUUCUGGGUCCGGGAAAUCGAUAUUCAAUCGCCAUCUCGAGCAUCGACUCUGGACCGACUAUAAGCAGGGUGGACCCAUCCCAUUGUUCAUCAACCUUCCCGCCAUCGACCGCCCCGACCAGGACCUAAUCGCCAAGCAGUUGAAAGUCAACAACUUUAGCGAAGAUCAGAUCCAAGAGAUGAAGUUGCACCACCAGAUCAUCCUCAUCUGCGACGGUUACGAUGAGAGUCAGCAGUUGGUCAAUCUGCACCGGACCAACAUGUUGAACCGGCCAGGCCAAUGGAACACCAAGAUGGUCAUCAGCUGCCGCACCCAGUUCCUCGGGCCCACCUACCUCGACCGCUUCAAACCGCAGCCGACAGAUCGCUACGCCUCUGGCUCAGAGGAUCUAUUCCAGGAGGCCGUCAUUGCCCCCUUCUCCAAGGAUCAGAUCAAGAACUAUGUCGAGCUAUAUGCGCAUGGUCCACAAACGGCACUGUUAUUCAGGAAUCAGGCUAUAUGGUCGGUAAAAGAGUACAUGGACAAGUUGACAAUGAUCCCCAAUGUCAAGGACCUCGUCAAGAACCCGUUCCUCCUCACCCUUGCUCUCAAGGCUCUGCCUCGCCUGGUUGCCUCGAAUGAAGACCUGUCAAACAUUCGUGUCACCCGAGUCGUACUCUAUGACAUGUUUGUCGACCAGUGGUUGGAGUCGAAUCGACUCCGCCUACACUCGAACACACUGAGCAAGGAAGAACAGACGGCAUUCAACUCGCUGGUGGACGACGACUUUAUUGGAUGUGGGAUCAACUACCUGCUGCGUCUGUCUGAGGCAAUCUUUCAGGAGCAAGGUGGAAACCCGGUCAUCCAAUACGUUCAUCGACACGACAGAGACUCCUGGAAGGCGGCGUUCUUUGGUACCGACCCUGAAGUCACGCUGCUGCGUGAUGCCAGCCCAUUGAUGCGCACCGGCAACCAAUACCGCUUUCUCCAUCGUUCCAUGCUAGAGUAUUUUCUCUCACGCGUCAUCUACAACCGGGCCAAGGUUGGCGAGCAGGACUUUGACUCGCCAACGGAGACUGCAUACCCAGUCUCUCUCGCCCGCGACACCAACGGCCCUUUGUACCAGAGAAACUUGCUUGAGGAGCCGUCGAUUAUCCAGUUCCUGUGCGACCGCGUCAAUCAGGAUCCUACCUUCGGACAACAACUCCGCGCUAUCAUCGACCAAUCCAAAACCGAUUCCAGUGUCACCACCGCUGCCACCAACGCCAUCACGAUCCUGGUCAGUGCCGGUGUUGCCUUCCACAGUGCAGAUCUUCGCGGCGUCAAGAUCCCUGGCGCCGACCUUUCCGACGGACAGUUCGAUUCUGCACAGUUCCAAGGAGCCAACCUGAAGGGCGUCGAUCUUUCAAGGAGUUGGUUGCGGCAAGCGGAUUUGAGCCAUGCGGAGCUGGAGGGCGUUCGGUUCGGAGAGCUGCCAUACCUCAUGGAGGAGGGUUCUGUAUAUGCUUGUGCCUACUCGCCGGACGGAAGGUUGUUUGGAGCGGCGUUAUUUUUUGCUAAAAACGUUGGUAUCGUGAUUUACGACACCUCUACAUGGCAGCGAAUUCAUCGAAUCACAGGCACCGAGAACAUUCUAUCUGUUGCGUUCUCGCCUGACAGCCGACGAAUCGUAUCUGGAGACUUGAAGGGAAUGGUUCGGUUGUGGGAUUGUACAAGCGGCGAGGAGUUGUUAGCUAUGGAGGGGCACGCUAUUCCUGUAUACUCAUUGGAGUACUCACCUUGCGGCAAUCGUAUCGCCGCGGUCAGCGGCUGCACGAUACGACUGUGGGAUUCGUUGACCGGAGAGUGCGUCUUUGUUUUGGAAGGCCAUACUGACAGCGUUAGGAGCGUCAGAUUUUCCCCAGAUGGCCAGCAGCUUGUAUCAGGUAGCUGGGAUGGGACGAUUCGGUUUUGGAACUCAGGGACAGGAGAACCGGUGUCCGUCUUGAGUCUUACGUGUGGGAGAGUGGAAUGCCUUGCCAUUUCUCCAGGCGGCCGAUGGAUCGCUUCCGGUCACGAUGGCGGCAAUGUGCGGUUGUGGGAUAUGGUCUCCGGUAGCCCAGGUCUUGUCCUGCAAGGCCGCGCCGAGUGUGUUGGGGGAAUCGCAUUCUCUCCGAACGGCCAAUUCAUCGCUACUGCCAUGGACCGCAGGGUGAUGUUGUGGGACGCAUCGACAGGAGACCUUAUUUCCACAUUUGACGGUCAUUCGAAAUCUGUAACGGGCGUCACUUUCUCUCCGGACGAUCUUAUCAUUGCAUCGGGAUCUAACGACCAGACGUUGCGACUAUGGGAGGCGAGCUCUGGUCCCUCCAGAAUUGCGACACAAAAUCAGAUCGGUGAUGUUAAGAUGGCAUAUUCUUCCGAUGGCCUAUCUUUCCUCUCUAUCGAUGGCCUAGGUGCUGUCCGACAAGGGGAUGCUACGACUGGAGCUCGCGGAUCAGUGUCGUUUGAGUUUCAGAACUUGGAGUCGUUCUCCAUCCUGGAGUUUUCAACGGACGGCAAUCGGAUAGCAACCGGAUUCGCGGAUGGUUCAGUGCAAUCGUGGGAUCGCAUCACCGGCGCAGCAGGACCGGUCUUGGAGGGACAUUCGAGCGCGGUGAGGAUUGUUGCUUGUUCACCCUGUGGUUGCUGGAUGGCCUCUUCCGACGUAGAUAGCACUCUACGAUUGUGGGACAUCCAUGAUACGGAGCAGCGGUACGUUCUUGAUGGCACGGGUGCAGGCGAUGACAGCAGGAUUGAAGGCUUGAAGUUCUCACCAAAUGGACAUCAACUUGCGGUCUGCUCAAAGGACGGAAUAGUCAGGCUUUUCGAUCCACAAACAAGAGUCCUCUUGACGUCCAGGAAGCUGAGGGAGGGGCGGCUCCUAGUAUUGGAGUAUUCGCCAAAUGGUCAGCAACUUGCUUUAGGCACAAAGAAUUCGAUUGCCUUGUGGGACCUGCAGUCGGAUGAACCCAGUUUGGAAUUGAGCGCGGCUGGCAGUUCGGAGGAUGCCUUUUCUAGCACCGUGGCCGUCGCCUACUCGCCAUGCGGUCAGUUUCUGGCGUCCGCCCACGAGAGCUUCAUUGUGCAUCUCUGGCACCGACAUCUGACCAAAGGGAACGUCGAGAGCUGGUCUUAUGUAGUUGCGCUUCGUGUGUUUUCUGCGUAUAUCAUAGGCCUGUCUUGGAAUCCAGUUGUCCCUGCGGAGUUCAUCACAGCCAGCGAAGACGGGUCUGUCCGAGUAUGGCGAGUGUCGAGCGACAAUGGAACCAUGGUCGUCAAGAUGCUUUGGGGCACCAACCUUAAGAGGCUUUGCACUCCAGGUGUGGUUCUCGAUGAGGCGAUUGGUCUGAGCCCGAUACACCGAAAGUUGUUGGCCCAGCGCAUUUCCUUCGCUCAGGGUAGAUUGUUGACAUAA